UAGAGAAAAACAGAGAAGAGAAAAGCCUCCUCCGCCAUGAAACGACAAUAAAUUGCUCUCCGCGCCGGACUUCUUCACCACCAUCCCGUCUAUUUCUCUUCCCCUAUUCAGCCCUCCAUCCUCCGUUAAAGAAAUAUUUAAAAGCUUCAAGCUUCACACCAUUUGCCAAAAAUUGGCAAGGAUUCAGGUACUUCUCCAUAACAAUCCAUUGUUCUUCUUCGAAAUGAAGUUGAAUUGGAUAAAAAUUGUUUCUAAUUUGAGACAGUCAAGGCAUGUUCUCUCCCUAAAUACCAAAAAAAGGUUGCCGGAGUCAUAUUUGUGUAGAAUUGCUGCAUUUUCUGAUCGCAGUCUAGUUAGAGAGUAUUGUUCUGGGGGGGAUGGUAGGGAAGAUUCAAAUGUUUGGACUGAGGAAAUUGAUUAUUUAGAUGAAUCAGGCAGCGUUAUUUACUCUGGUAAGGGAAUUAGGUCCGUGGAACCAAAGAUUGAUGAUCAUGUGAUGGCUGGAGGGGUGAGGAAGCCGAUCAUGAACGUUGCGGCUGUGGCGAAGAUAGUUGAGGUGGUGAAAAGGUGGAGAUGGGGGCCUGAGAUGGAGGCUCAAUUAGAUAAGCUGCCAUUUUUGCCAAACACGACUCACAUCACUCAGGCAUUGAAGAUAAUUGAGGAUAGUGAUGCCGUGUUGAGUUUGUUCCGUUGGGGGAAGAGGCAGCCAUGGUAUUUGCCUACUGAUGAAUGCUAUGUUAUGCUGUUUGAUAAGUUGAAUUUGAGUAGGGAUUUCGAGGGUAUUCAGUCUGUUUUUGAGGAGAUGGUUAGCAAUUUGGGUGCGAAUGAGGUUUCCUCGUUUGGUGCAUAUAAUAGGGUUCUUCAAUAUAUAGCAAAGUCAGAGAAAUUGGAGAUUACUUUCUGUUGCUUCAAGAAAGUUCAGGAGCUGGAUUGUAAACUUGAUACUCAGACAUAUAAUACACUUAUAACCCUGUUUCUGACUAAAGGGCUACCUUACAAGGCGUUUGAGAUCUAUGCAAACAUGGAGAAGGACGGAUGCUUGUUGGAUGCUUCGACUUAUGAUUUGAUGAUACCCAGUCUUGCAAAGUCUGGCCGUCUCGAUGCUGCUUUCAACCUCUUCCAGGAAAUGAAAGCGAAGAAUUACAGGCCAACUUCUGGCAUAUUUGUUUGUUUGAUCGAUACAAUGGGGAAGGCAGGGAGGUUGGAUACAGCAAUGAAGGUGUACAUGGAAUUGCAAGGUUUUGGGCUGAGGCCAUCUGGAGCUAUGUUUGUUUCUUUAAUUGAGUCGUUUGUUAAGGCUGGGAAGCUUGAGACAGCUUUGAAGCUCUGGGAUGAGAUGAAAAGGUCGGGGUUUAGGCCUAACUAUGGUUUGUACACUAUGAUUGUUGAGGCUCAUGCUAAAUCAGGGAAGCUUGAGAUUGCAAUGUCGAUUUUCUCAGACAUGGAAAAGGCUGGAUUUUUACCCACGCCAUCAACCUACUCCUCUCUAUUGGAGAUGCAUGCUGCUUCUGGACAAGUAGACGCUGCAAUGAAAUUGUACAACUCCAUGGCUAAUGCGGGCUUGAGGCCGGGUCUGAGCACUUACACGGGUCUUCUGACUUUACUAGCGAAAAAGAAGCUUGUGGAUGUGGCUGCAAAAGUCUUGCUUGAGAUGAAGGCAAUGGGUUAUUCAGUUGAAGUGAAUGCUAGUGAUGUUCUCCUGGUUUUCAUAAAAGAUGGCUCUGUUGAUCUUUCUUUGAGGUGGCUGCGCUUUAUGGGCUCAUCAGGGAUUCGAACAAACAACUUCAUCAUUAGACAACUAUUUGAGUCGUGCAUGAAGAAUGGCUUGUAUGAGUCUGCCAAGCCUCUACUUGAAACAUAUGUAAACGCUGCUGCUAAGGUUGAUCUCAUACUUUACACCUCGAUUCUAGCUCAUCUUGUUAGAUGCCAGGAGGAGCACAACGAGAGGCAUCUGAUGUCGAUCUUGAGUGCUACAGAUCAUAAGGCUCAUGCUUUCCUUUGCGGGCUCUUCACUGGGACAGAACAGAGGAAGCGACCAGUUUUAUCAUUCGUGAGAGAGUUUUUCCAAGGCAUUGAUUAUGAAUUGGAGGAAGGAGCUGCCCGGUACUUUGUCAACGUGCUCCUCAACUACCUCGUCCUGAUGGGACAGAUAAAUCGUGCUCGUUGUGUCUGGAAAGUUGCAUAUGAGAAGAAGCUUUUCCCUAAAGCGAUUGUGUUUGAUCAACACAUCGCUUGGUCCCUGGACGUGAGGAAUCUCUCUGUCGGGGCAGCUCUUAUAGCGGUCGUGCACACGCUCCACAGGUUCAGGAAACGGAUGUUGUACUAUGGUGUUGUCCCACGGCGGAUUAAACUAGUCACGGGGCCAACUAUGAGGAUAGUGAUAGCGCAGAUGCUGUGUUCCCUCGAAUCACCAUUCGAGGUUAGCAAGGUGGUGUUGAGGGCCCCCGGAGAUUCAAUUCUUGAGUGGUUUAAGAAACCAAUUGUGCAGCAAUUUCUCUUGAAUGAGAUUCCAUCAAGAUCUGACAUCUUGAUGCAUAAGCUCAACACCAUCUUCCCUAGCUCAGCACCUGAAAUCAGAUCGUUGUCUCCUCCUAAGCCCCCUGUUGCUGGAAGGGGAUUGGGAAUGAACACAUGAGAAUGAUCACAGGUGAUUUUGAUAAUUUUUAUCAAAUCCAUAAAUAUGUAUUUGCUCAUCAUAUUUCUCUGGGAUCACGAUGUAUCAGAAAUAUUUUUAGUAAUAUGCCAUGAUUUAUGGUA
Salvia splendens (bonfire salvia) is the source of this 2757-nucleotide messenger RNA. Its product is annotated as pentatricopeptide repeat-containing protein At1g79490, mitochondrial. Gene Ontology annotation, molecular function: protein binding. NCBI's taxonomy places the organism in Eukaryota, Viridiplantae, Streptophyta, Magnoliopsida, Lamiales, Lamiaceae. The transcript is spliced from 2 exons. The coding region runs from base 224 to 2635 and encodes 803 amino acids. The record is from RefSeq and is a predicted model, not a curated record.